Vespa mandarinia (Asian giant hornet) is the source of this 2707-nucleotide messenger RNA. RefSeq names its product differentially expressed in FDCP 6-like. Gene Ontology annotation, cellular component: nucleus; cytoplasm. Lineage: Eukaryota; Metazoa; Arthropoda; Insecta; Hymenoptera; Vespidae. The record is from RefSeq and is a predicted model, not a curated record.
UGUUUAUACGUUAGUAUUAUCGACAGUACACGCUUAUAUAUUUAAAAAUUUGCUCAUUGAUAUAAUUAAAUUCAAUGAAUUUAAAGUCUGAUUAUACCUCGUUUGUAACAAGUACAAUGAAUAAUUUACUUUAACGGAAAACGUAAGAUCUUAUGAAGUUGUUUUAAUUGAGUUAAAAAAAAAGACAAGCGGAGGCGUUGUAUGUACCGCCAUUCACUGAUACGCACCGACGCGCUAAUGUUCAUUGCUCGAUAUGUACAGCAACGAUGAGGAUAUAGAAACGCCGUAGAGAGAAAAAACACCUGUUGCACAUUUUCGUCAGAAUAAUGACCCAUCUACUAAAAAAUGUGACGAACAGUAUUUGGCACGCGUUUCACGCGUUGCAAGGUGAUACACCUGAUCUUGUUGCUAAAUCGAAGUUAAAGGUGUUAACGGCCAACAUCGGUACGUUAAUGGACUUAUAUGGUGUUGAAAAAGGUCUAGAACAUUACCGUAGUACUCAGAAUCUUUCAUUUGAUCAAUAUAUUUUUUACUUGCAAAAAGAGGUUUUCUCAUCAAUUACCGAUGCAACUUCUAUACAAAUACAUAGAUCGUUGGAAAAAGGGAUAGAUGAAAUAUGCUGGUUGAUCUGUAAAAAAAUGUAUUUAGAAAGGUCGCAUCCAAUAUUUGAACCUAAUAGCGUUUAUCAAUUAUUUAGAGUAUUUUGUUUAUUAGCUGAAUCAGAAUCAGAUAAUAUGGAUUAUCAUAUGAUUGCAAUGCAUACUGAUGAAGUAGCUCAAGUUGCUUCUCAUUUGGUAACAUCAUUAGGAUUGCAAUGGGAUGCAGCAGAUUUUGCAGCUUUAUCAGCAGCUAUUGGAACUUUUAGGUUUCCCACGUUUCUGGCAGUUUUGGAAUCCAAAUAUAGUGGUGGUAGAACUUUGGAUAACAUAGCAUUGACCGAAGCUAUAGAUGAUCUCCAUCAAAUAUAUAUAGAAAAUGUGGUGAAAAAAGGAUAUUUAAUGAAAAAAGGUUUCUUACUUCCAACUUUGAAGUAUUUUUGGUUUGUUCUUCGUCCUGGUGAACUAUUAUAUUUUAAAGAUUCUCAACAAAAAGAACCAUCAGGUUCAAUAAUAUUGAGUACAAAUUGUUGGGCCGAUGCGAUUACUAGUGGUGGAAAGCCUGACAGAAGAUUUGUAUUAAGUACGCCUGAACAUAGAUGCAUAGAAUUAGUGGCAGAUGAUCACAAAGGACGAUUACAAUGGUUGGCAGCUUUGCAAAUUGCUAUUCAGCAUUCAGGUGAAAAAAUUGGUUAUCAAAGAACUUUAGCAAAUCAAAGGAGAUCUUUAAGACAAUCAGUAAAACAAGAAAAAGAGAAAACAAGACUGGAGUUGCAAUAUGAAAGGCAAGCUAGAAUCGCGGCAGAAAUUCAAGCUAGAAAACUCGAGGCAUUGUCAAAAGAGGAAGGAGCUAAGGUUCACGAAUUGGAAGAAGCUAAAUUAAAAUUAGAAACUCUUUUGCAAGAAGAAAAGCAAGCGUUGAGAGAUGAAGAAAUAGUUCGAAAUCUUCAAGCAAGGGUUCUUAGAGAAGAAUGGGAAAGAAGAGAGCAAUUAGAAAAAUUACAACAGGAGCAACAAGAUCUAUUAGAGAUGGAAAAAAUGAAAAGGUUAGAAUUUGAGCGUAAACAGCAAGAGAAUGAACAUCAAUUGCGAGCAUUAAUUUACAGAUGCAGAAAUGCGAUUACAAAUGUUGGAAGCCGAAAAGCAAAGUUUAGAUGCCGAGCUUCGCGCAGCACAACAAAAGGUAAAGCGUGCAGAAGAAGCACAGAUUUUAUUGGAAGCGCAAAUAGUUGUAACACGUCCUUUAAAAAGUGGUGAAAGAAUUAGACGUACGCAAAGUUUUAUACCCACUACAAAGGAGAAACCAUUGUCUGUGGAAAAAUUUGAUCAUAGAUCAAUGACAUUGCAAAAUAAUUGUUGAUGAUACAUGUUAUAUACUGAAUAAGGAAGAGUAAGAGCUGUUACUAUUUCUAUAAUCAUCCAUAUUGAAUUGAAAUUCUUUUAUCGCGAAAGUAUAAUUAUGAAAAAUAUUGAGAUUAUACUUUGAUGUAUCUUUUAUCAGGGUAUUAACACUAUAGUUCCUUAUUCCAAACAACUUGCCACGUUAUAAAAUUUAGCCAAAGUGCAUAAGAACCUGUUUUAUAUAUGAUGAUUUAAUAUAUACAAUGAAACUAUAGUAUGAAAGAAUCACAAAUUAAGAUUUAAAUUACGAUUUUUCUUGUAUAUAAUAUAUGAAUUUUUUAAUAAUGUUUUAGCGCUAUUAGCAUAAAUAAGUUACAAUAAGUAUUAAUUAUGAUGAAAAAGAAUAUUUAACGUAAUAUUGUUAUUUAACUUAAACUUACACAUAAAAAUUGCGAUAUUUUUUUUAAGAUGUAUGUCAAUAUUUUUAUAGCUAUUUAUAUGGUUACAAUAAUUUAUAUUCUUCCAACUUUAUAUAUAUAUAUAUACAUAUAUAUAUAUAUUUAUAUAUAUACAUAUAUGUGUGUGUGAACGCAAUUAGUGACAACAGAAUUGAUCAAACAAGAUCUGUUAUAUUAUUGCGUGCGAUACAGUAGUACAAGUUACGUAUUGCGUAUUUAUCAGUACUAAAACAUAUCGUGCAAAUCAUUUUUUAUAUAAGUUUUUAAAUUUAACUUAUAUUUAUAAAACAAUAUAUUAUAUAUUAUAACAAG